AUGAGUCCGUCACCUAUCGAAUCUCCUGGUCUCAGCACGGAUUCAUUUUCCAUAGUCUCACGAGGUGAUCUUACCUCAUCGAGUGAUUCUCCACUGGUGCCACCCUCAACUAAUGGGUCUCCACUGAAUUUUGCGUUGUUUGCGGUCUGGUUAGCUAGCUCUAUUAGUCAGAAAACUUCCAAGGCUCCCACAACAAUUAAACAGGCCCUUUAUGGCCCUGAUGGUGCUGAAUGGCGUGCUGCUUGCCUUAAGGAAUUAUCUGCAUUUAAAGAACACCAGACGUUUUCACUCGUCCCUCCUCCGUCUGAUGGUCGUUCUCUAGGUACUCGCUGGGUAUUUACUAUAAAGGAUGAUGGAAGAAAGAAAGCUCGACUUGUUGCACAAGGAUUCCGUCAGAAAGAAGGCAUUGAUUACACUGAAACAUUUGCUCCGGUUAUUCGCUACGAUAGUGUUCGUGUCUUUUUAGCACUGGCUUGUUGCUUAAAUCUUCGUAUCCAUCAGAUGGAUGUUAAUACCGCCUUCUUAAACUCAGAUAUGGAGGAGUCGGUCUAUGUCAAGCAACCACCUGGUUUCAUUGAUUCUGAUCCUGCUCAUGAAGGGUGGGUCUGGAAAUUACAUGGGGGUAUGUACGGGUUCAAACAGGCUCCUCUACUUUGGAACAAACAUAUUAAUCGUUCCCUCACUGCCUUGGGCUUUACCCGAAAUGAGAAAGAGUUUGGUCUCUAUUUCAAACAAACUGCUGACGGUCCUUUAUUUGUUGCUCUAUAUGUCGAUGAUUUGUUGAUUGCUGCUCCAUCCCCACGAAUCAUCUCCCUAACUAAGAAGAAAUUACAAGAAAUCUACUCUAUGAAGGAUCUUGGUCCUGUAUCCAAAUUUCUCGGUAUGAAUAUUACCCAAUUUCCCAACGGUAAUAUCACGCUAUCAUUAGCAGAUUAUAUUGCCAAAGCUGCCGCUGAUCAACAAACUCCCCUACAUAAGAAAGUUCACAUUCCCCUAUCUCCCACGAUUAAUUAUUUUGAUUCUAAUUCUCCUGCUGCUAAAAACAUUACUACUUAUCAAAGCAUAGUUGGUCAACUUAUCUUUAUUGCUAACGCAGGCCGUCCUGAUAUUGCUUAUGCUGUCUCGCUGCUUUCUCGGUUCCUUAAGGAUCCUCGUGUAGUUCAUUUAAAUGCUGCUCAUCGUGUUUUGCAAUACCUUUAUACUACUCGUUUCCAUGGUCUCGCUUAUCGUGCAGGCUCACCGCUUCAGCUCACUGUCUAUUCUGAUGCUUCGCAUGGUUCUUUGGCGGAUAUGCCCUUCUCAACGGGGGGUUAUGUCACUCGCCUAGCUGGUGGUUGUGUCACUUGGUCAUCUAAAAAGAUCAAGACAACAGUUUGUCUUUCCUCCACCGAAGCAGAAUAUAUUGCUGCUAGUGAAGCUGUUAAAGAAAUUGAAUGGUAG
This is a messenger RNA of Vanderwaltozyma polyspora DSM 70294, 1440 nucleotides long. Its product is annotated as Tkp5 protein. Bases 1 to 1440 code for a protein of 479 amino acids. The transcript has a single exon. The record is from RefSeq and is a predicted model, not a curated record. NCBI's taxonomy places the organism in Eukaryota, Fungi, Ascomycota, Saccharomycetes, Saccharomycetales, Saccharomycetaceae.